This is a messenger RNA of Drosophila bipectinata, 620 nucleotides long. It is a transcript of the gene Rrp47, whose product is annotated as Ribosomal RNA processing 47. Gene Ontology annotation, biological process: regulation of gene expression; maturation of 5.8S rRNA. NCBI's taxonomy places the organism in Eukaryota, Metazoa, Arthropoda, Insecta, Diptera, Drosophilidae. The record is from RefSeq and is a predicted model, not a curated record. Gene Ontology annotation, cellular component: exosome (RNase complex); nucleolus. Gene Ontology annotation, molecular function: RNA binding; DNA binding.
AUUUCAACAUAGCCUAAAAACAAUCACACCUUGAGAAGCAUAAACGUUGUUUUGGUUACAAUUACUGAAAAUAGUUUAAAUUAGUUACAAUGUCAUCCUCAUACUUCAAAGAUGCUAAUCUCCAAGAUGAUACUAAACUGGAAGGAAUGGUGAAGGACUUGCACUCGUACAUUGAUACCUUGGAAGCAGAUAUACAAAAAGCACUUGUAGCGCAAAAGUCACGCCAUCUGACUACAAACGAUAAAAUUAAACUGGACAGCUAUCUGGCAUAUUUGUGCAGCACGUUGUUUUGGAUACAGCUGAAAUUGCAAGGAGAAGACGUAUCCAAGCAUGGUAUACUUCACGAUUUGUCCCGAGCCAGGGAGAGUAUGGCCCGUGACAAGGAAAUAGACGCCUCCCUUGCAGCCCCUAGACUAAAUAUGCCUGCAACGAAGCGAUUUAUUGCCGCUGGAAUGCAUACAAGAUUCGUGGACAAAGACGGACAACUAGAAGCUGUACCCUUUAAAAACAACAAACGCAGCUCGCUCGGAAAUGGACAAUGAAAUCUCUAAUCUAAUAAUUGUUAAAUUUUAAGGUAGCAUAACAAUAAAAAUGUAAAUAAAUAAAACACUUCCUACUAA